GUGGGGUUGCGUUGGGGCCCAGCCCCCUCCCUGCACUUUCCGGCCAUGGCGCGCCGACGCGUGGGGCUGGCCCUGGCCGUGCUGGGGCUGCUGGGGCUGCUGGGGCUGCUGGGGGCGUGCUUUUGUGGACUUCAACACAUGCCUCGCAGGAGCGCGCAGCACUCCGUCCAGCAUGCAGGAUCCACCGAGGACCGGACUUGCAAUUCCAGCUACGGGCAGCGGCCCAGGUGGCGGCAAAGAUACCGCCGUGUGCUGCCCUUUGAUGAGGCGCGACGCUGUGUGCAGGCCAUCGGCUUCGCGAGCCGUGAGGAGUGGGACGAGUGGGUCGCCGAGGGAAAGAAGUCGCCGUUCCUGGGGCCUUAUGUGCCGAGUGAUCCCGAAGCUAUGUAUGCGGAGGAGUGGCAGGGAUGGGGCGACUUCCUGGGUGUCCUCCUGCCCUACCAGGAGGCCCGCCUGGUCUCCCGCCUGUUGGGCCUCAAAAGCCAAGAGCAGUGGUACGCCUUUGUGCAGGCGGACGCCGUUCGCCUGCGAGCCUUGCGGCUGCCAGCUUUGCCAUCCAUUGUCUACAAGGAAGAGUGGCAGGGCUACGAGGAUUGGCUGGGGCUUGGCGACGAGACGCUCUAUGUCCCGCGUGAGUGGAGCAAGUAGAAUCGAAGCAAGAUAGGCCUGAGUCCGACUGAGUCCUACAUUGGGUUGCUCGCGGUCGACCCGCAAUUUUACUGCUGCCGCCAAACCGCGAAGGGCCACUCCCUCAAACUGCGCCAGACCCUUU
Messenger RNA from Effrenium voratum, 772 nucleotides. NCBI's taxonomy places the organism in Eukaryota, Dinophyceae, Suessiales, Symbiodiniaceae. The record is from the annotation of a GenBank genome assembly.